Messenger RNA from Centruroides sculpturatus (bark scorpion), 636 nucleotides. It is a transcript of the gene Tapdelta, whose product is annotated as translocon-associated protein subunit delta-like. NCBI's taxonomy places the organism in Eukaryota, Metazoa, Arthropoda, Arachnida, Scorpiones, Buthidae. The record is from RefSeq and is a predicted model, not a curated record. Gene Ontology annotation, cellular component: membrane; endoplasmic reticulum; endomembrane system. The coding region runs from base 78 to 590 and encodes 170 amino acids. The transcript has 6 exons.
AAAUGGAAUAAUUUUAUAGAUGGCGCUUGCUGCGCUUGAUAAUUCGUCCAAAAUCCACGUUGAUACAUUUUAGCAUUAUGGCUAAGUCAAUAGUUAGCUUCAUUUUAAUCGUUUUACUUUUCGAAAAUAUUAAAAGUGAAACAUGUGAAAAUCCAUCAUUCAACUCUAAAGUAUAUACGACGACUGAUGGAACUGUUGUAACUGAUGUGGCUUUUAUUGCCGAAUUUACUGUUUCUUGUCCAUCUGGAGCAAAAGAUAUGACACUUUAUGCUGAUAUUAAUGGAAAAGCCUUACCUGUUAUGAAAUCUAUGGAUAAUAAUAAAUAUCAGGUAAGUUGGACUGAUGAAUUAAGUAAAGUUUCAGCUAUAACAUAUCCAGUAAGAAUAUAUGAUGAUGAAGGCUUUUCAAUGCUACGAAAGGCACAAAGAAAUGGAGAGGAUACAAGCAAUAUCAAACCUUUAUUUUUAUUAAAUAUCAGUCAUGCAGGAACACAUCUUGGUCCUUGGGUACAGAGUGAGUUUGUUGCAGCUGUAACUGCAGUGUUAUUAUGGUAUUUAGCUUAUACUGCUAAAUCAAAAUUACAAGCUUAAAAUUUUGUAUUUCUUAAAUUUAUGGAAAUAAAUUUUUGAGAAUAAA